AUGCCGCCCAAACAGCCCCAGACAUCGCUGUUCCAAGUUUACCUUCGGUUACGGCCGCCGAUGGCCCAAAAGCCCAAUGAAUCUGACCGUUUUUUGACUGUUGAGUCGCCAGAGGCUUCCCAGGAGGACACAGAGAUCGUAUCACUGGGAUCAACACAUGUUACUCUUCAACCGCCAAAUGACACAAGAAAGCGCGCCGUUGAGAGGUUUGGUUUCACAAAGGUCUUUGAGGAGGCUGCCUCGCAACUGGACGUCUUCCAUGACACUGGGAUGGAGCCCAUCAUACGUGGAGUGCUGAAGGAGAACCGAGAUGGGCUAGUUGCUACCCUGGGUGUCACAGGCAGCGGAAAGGUCUGGCCCCGAAGCUUAAAGUAUUGCGAUAACCAAGCUAAUGGGUUAUAUGCACAGAGCCACACGAUUCUAGGAUCUAAGACGGAGCGAGGAAUGACCCAAAUGGCACUUGACGUUAUCUUUCGUUCCCUAGAGCCAACAACUAAGACCGACGAUUACAGCAUUACCCCCGUAAUGCUUGCCUCCUUGGCCGCCGCAGACGCUUCUGAAGCCCAAUUGUUCUCCGCCCAGACAUUUUUAGAAGCUGUAUAUGGCGAGCCAAAUGGACGUACGUCGAGAGCGCAAACACCCAUGAGCCCGUCUCGUGCCAAUACCCCUCUGAUGGUACGAACCCCCUUUACCCUGAAUUCCCCCCAAGGAUCCCCCAUCCCGCGGCCACGCACCCCUGGAUCGUUUCUCCCAAGGCUGAGUUCUAAACCUGGAAGCCCCAGUAAGGCGGAUUUGUCUUCUAUCACCAGUCCCAAUGGUGUUGCUGGAGCAGGCUCUGGCCAGUGCUUGACUGAGUCCUCUGGAUGGAUCACCCCGGGGUUUUCUAAUCCUACCCCCUACACCCACUCCAAUCUAUUUGAGCCCAAAUCAGCUAAAUCUCGACUUUAUGUUAUUAAGGAACCGACCCCUGCACUGAACUUCCCCCGCCGGCACAUACGUGAACGACCAUGCGCCCUUCCUAGGCUACCUGAUAUGAGCCACCUUACUGUGGAUAUGGACUCAAAUUCCGACUAUGUCGUUUUGGUGUCGAUGUAUGAGGUAUACAAUGACCGAAUUUUCGAUCUUCUCUCCCCCUCUAUUGUCUCAGGUCAGGGCAACAUGUCCCGCGGAAAUAAUCAAAAGGAUCGGCGACGUCCCUUGCUCUUUAAACCUACCGAAGGCUCACCAGACCGGAAACUGGUCGCCGGCCUACGCAAAAUUGCUUGCGGCAGCUACGAGGAAGCACUGGCUAUCUUGGACGUUGGUUUGACUGAACGUAAGGUAACUGGUACUGGGAUGAAUAGCGUGAGCUCGCGAAGCCACGGCUUCUUUUCCCUAGAAGUCAAGAAGCGGACAUAUUCAAAGCGAACUGGUGAACACAACUGGACUGGAAACGCACUCACUGUUGUGGAUCUUGCUGGCUCCGAGCGUGCGAGAACAGCAAAGACAGCCGGAGCCACACUCGCUGAGGCUGGAAAGAUCAAUGAAAGCUUGAUGUAUCUCGGCCAGUGCCUGCAGAUGCAAAGCAACAUACAGGAUGGACUGAAGACCGCGCUUGUUCCUUAUCGGCAGUGCAAAUUGACCGAGCUUCUGUUUUCAAACUCAUUCCCAUCAUCUCACCAGAUGUCUAGAGGCCAAUAUCCCCAAAAGGCUAUCAUGAUCGUCACCGCUGACCCUCUGGGUGAUUUCAACGCCACUUCCCAAAUUUUGCGUUACUCCGCGUUGGCGCGUGAGGUUACGGUUGCCCGAAUCCCCUCUGUCUGUGAAUCUAUUUUGUCCGUCGCUUCUGGUAGCCACCGCUCAGUCAGUGGCUGCACUUCGCCAAAUUUCGAUCCAACCGAAGAGUUCGAGAGAGCUGCUGCUGAGAUUACACGCCUCACACGCGACUGCCAUGGUCUUGCUGUCAAACUAGCUGAAGAAGAGAUUGCACGGUCUGACGUCGAAAUGAGACUUAGAGCUGCCGAAGAAAGAUGCCUCAUAAUUGAGCAAGAUGUCCGAGAAGAAUGCUGGGCAGAGAUGGAUGAGAAAUCGGAAGAAGAAAGGCGACGCUGGCAAAGGGCAUGGGACGAACAGAUCGGUCGCAAUGACGAGCACAUCGACAGGAAGGUUGAGCUUGUAUCGCGUGGAUUCCAAAUCUUUGAAGAUUCAGGUUCGAAGGAACGAAUGGAAGAGCUGGAGCAAGAAAAUGACCAGCUUCGCCGCAAGCUUGCCGCUCUUGAGCGUGAGAUGCACAAUCAAUCCCCGACAAGAAAGCACAGACCCAAGAAUGUCACGCCCGCGCGGUCUAAUCUGCUCGGCCGUGAGAGCGAUAUUGAGAAUGCGUUGCAACGCAUGGACCAACUGAAGCUCGCAGAUACCAUGUUUGCUCCUCCAUCGCCAGGAGCCUCUCCUAUCAAGAAGACGAGAAAGAUGGGAACUCGGAAAUGGGACCUCGCCCCCGAGGACCAGAUCUAA
Molecule: messenger RNA, 2493 nt
Organism: Penicillium vulpinum
Lineage: Eukaryota; Fungi; Ascomycota; Eurotiomycetes; Eurotiales; Aspergillaceae
Exons: 5
Coding region: 1-2493 (830 amino acids)
Biological process (GO): microtubule-based movement
Cellular component (GO): nucleus; kinesin complex; microtubule
Molecular function (GO): microtubule motor activity; microtubule binding; ATP binding
Source: RefSeq, a predicted model, not a curated record